CAAAUGUUCUUUCUGCUCUAAUCCCACGAUGUUCCGAUGAAACAUCAUCUAUUCUGUACUCUGAUAUUCGUAUUCCUCUGCAAGUUGCUCUGCGCAUAAACACCGAGAUUAAAUGCCCAUAUUCUGUAUUAGCGACGUUGGGAAUUGGGAAAUAUGUGGUAAUAGGGUGGAGUAUGGAUUCGUGGACUUCUUGGUUGCAUGCGCAGACCUCCACGUGUCCUUCCUCCCAGCUCUUAUGUGUCUCCUCUCCCACCCUUUUCGUUUCCUCGGACAUAUGUUCUGCAUCUAUUGUCGUUUGCUCUUUCUAAUACUCCAUUUAAAAAAUACCUCAACCAGCAAAAAUCACUUGGAAAAAGAGAGAGAGAGAGAGAGAUUUGAGAAGGGGAAAAAUAGAUAGAUAGGAAGGAGGGAAAAAAAAAAAAAACUGAUCUUGAUCAGAAUCCGGGUGGGAUUUGACUCAUUACAUGUAAAGCUUGAAUCUUUAUACAAUUUUCAAACAAAUUUAUCGAAUUUCGAUAUUUCCCCUUCUUAAACUUUUAACAAGCCGUUAAUCGGGGCACCCUUUGGUUAGCUGGGGAAGCUCAAGGCUUUGUUUUUUUUUAAAUCGUUUUUUUUUUUUUAUUUGGGUUUUAGGGGUUGUGUAAAGGUGGGGUUUGGAAAUGAAUGCGCAUGGAGGCGAUAAAGAAUCUGUGUUUGAGAUAGCGGUUGUGGUUCCAAAGAAACAUGAAGAUCAGAGGUUUGAGUGUGUUGAGGUUCUUGUUGAUAAGUUCCACAAGGUGGGAUUCCUUGUGGACAGAGUUGUUGGCCUUCAAAAUGAAUAUAUCAAGUUGGCAGCAUCAUUACAUGUUUUGGGACUGGCUGCAGCCGAGUUGCGGAUGAAGAAACGAACUCAUAUUGGAGUGGAUUUGCAAUUUGACUGGGACGAAGUUGAAGCGUUUGCAAAGCAGCCUGAUGGUUCCUUGUUCAGUUGGUACGAGCGUUUCAGCUGCUAUCAUCACUUAAUAUAUAAAAUUGUGAAUGGGAGCAAUUCGGUUAGAACAUUAGAUGCUGGCCCGAAGGAAAUCCACUGGGAGCCAGGGGAAUCACUGCUUAAACGAUUAGAAUCAGAGGGCAUUGUUAAAGAAGUUUUCCCUUUGCAUGAUGAAAUGAAGAGGAAGAAACUUCUAAGAAGUUGGGCACUGAGCUGGUGGGACUUGACAGAGCAGCCCAUUGAUGAUAUCUGUUCAUAUUAUGGAACAAGGAUUGCUACAUAUUUUACGUUUCUUGGGAUGUUCACGAGAUGGCUGUUCUUUCCGGCUGCGUUAGGACUGGCAGUGCAGUUUGUUGACUUCGGAUCCUUGCAGCUGUUUGUUCUUCCCGUGUUCUUCAUAUGCAUAGUCUCAUGGGCAGUAUUAUUUUUCCAGUUCUGGAAACGUAAAAACUCAGCUCUUCUUGUCAGGUGGCAGAUAAAUUAUCCAGUUGGAGGACAUUCCGAGUUUAAAUUUGUGGAGAGGGAAUGGGGUCUGUUUCAGGCCCCGGUGGAACUCAUGAAGCAAUGGGGGGCUGAUACCACAAAAGAAGAAAAAGAAGCGUUCCAACGUGAGGAAUGGUUUGGGCACUUGAUGAGAUUCAGAAAUGACGCCAUGAUUCUCUUCGUCAUUAUCUGUCUUCAGCUGCCUUUUGAGUUGGCUUUCGCCCACCUCUAUGAAGUUUUAACCUCCGAAACAUUGAAGUAUGGUCUGACGGCUGUAUACCUCUUUGUCAUCCAGUAUUUUACCGGGAUCGGUGGCAAAGUAUCUGCCAAGCUUGUAAAAUAUGAGAAUAAUAUGAGCACAGAAUAUAGAGCUGACAGUGUGGUUUACAAGGUCUUUGGUCUUUAUUUCAUGCAGACUUACAUUGGAAUUUUCUAUCAUGCACUUUUGCACCGCAACAUUUUGACCCUUCGCCAAGUUUUGAUUCAACGUUUAAUUUUAUCUGAGGUGCUUGGUAAUCUGGUGGAAAGUUCUUUACCUUAUUUAACCUAUAGUUUUAGGAAAUACAGAGCAGUCAGAAACAAGAGAAAGAGCGAAAGAGGGCGGUCCAAAGGAAAGAUCCAAUACUUCUCCAGGGUAGAGAAGGAAUACCUUAAGCCCGCUUAUUCUGCAAGUAUUGUAGAUGAGCUUGAAGAUGGUCUAUUUGAUGAUUUUCUGGAAUUGGUACUGCAGUUUGGCAUGAUCAUGAUGUUUGCUUGUGCAUUCCCACCCGGUUUUGCCUUUGCUACUUUGAACAAUAUAACCGAGAUCAGAACAGAUGCUCUAAAGCUCUUAACCAUGUUAAGAAGGCCUUUUCCUCGGCCAAAUGCCACAAUCGGUGCUUGGCUGAAUAUAUUUCAGUUUCUGAUUGUCAUGUCCAUUUGUACAAACUGUGUGCUUCUGGUAUGCUUAUACGAUCGGGAUGGAACCUGGAAAAUUUCGCCUGGGCUUGCAGCAAUCCUUAUCAUGGAACAUGUUCUGCUACUGAUAAAAGCUGGGUUUUCCCACAUUGUUCCCGCGGAGCCCGAGUGGGUGAGAGCAAACCGAGCAAAGAAUGCAAGUCAAGCACAGGAUAUGUGCUCCAGGCAGCUUUUGAGGAGUAUAUCUUAUGAACAAUUGUCAAAUGAACCACACAAAUACAAUAACUACCCUCAGUGAAAUAUAUGCACUUUGAGGCAUUCCAACUGUAACAACUGGCAAAAUGAGGUUUUUAGAGCUGGUUUUUCCAUACAUAGUUCUGAUGCUGGAUUUGUAAAUUUGAAUGCAUACAAGAGGAAUAUGACUCACAAGUGUUAGGUGAAAUACAAGUAUUUGGGGAAGAUUUUGCAGUGUUUUCCCCAUGGAAAACUGUAAAUGUAUUUCUAAGCUAGAGUUAAUGAAUCAAAAGAUGAAUGUAUUGAGGUUUAUAUGUUA
This is a messenger RNA of Ipomoea triloba (trilobed morning glory), 2903 nucleotides long. Its product is annotated as anoctamin-like protein At1g73020. Gene Ontology annotation, molecular function: chloride channel activity. Gene Ontology annotation, biological process: chloride transmembrane transport. The record is from RefSeq and is a predicted model, not a curated record. The transcript has 16 exons. Lineage: Eukaryota; Viridiplantae; Streptophyta; Magnoliopsida; Solanales; Convolvulaceae. Bases 660 to 2648 code for a protein of 662 amino acids.